Molecule: messenger RNA, 705 nt
Organism: Seminavis robusta
Lineage: Eukaryota; Bacillariophyta; Bacillariophyceae; Naviculales; Naviculaceae
Source: the annotation of a GenBank genome assembly
AUGCCUAGUUCUGAAGAUUUCGAUAUGGUCGUAGACAAGUACGGCGGGCUCGAGUAUAACUCUCCCGAAACGCAGAGACUGAGGGAAGAAGGGGAUGAUUUAUUUGUCCAUGUCCACAACUCGGGGGAUAGCGACAGGCCAUCUGUAAAACACGGACAAAAGCUCAUGGCAGGUGUCUUCCUCGCCAUUCCUGUUCUUGCAGCAGUCUUUGUCUUUCUCAUGAUGCGCUGCAAUAAAAGGCAAGAAGCGAGCAAGCGAAACAGAAGACAAGCCAAGAAAGACAACGAGAUUACCAAACUCCAGACCAAACUGGAAGCCAAGCCAUGGAAGUCAGGAACAGACAACCGUACGUCUACAAUGACAACUCGAACCGUCUCAAUUGGAGCAGAGUCUACUUUGGAUGAUAACUCUUCUUAUGGAAUGGGAGAUUCCGGCAGUGACAGUUACCCCGGUUUUAUGGGGAUGGGAGUUGACGGUGUCGCUGGACUACCGCCGCCAGUACCAGGCAAGUGUUCCUUUGGACAUGGCAAGGAUGGAUCCGUCUGUAUCCUCUGUAACGAGGUCUUUGAGGAUGAACAAACCUUUGUCGAAUCCAACAAUCCGCAAUGCGCCCACAUCUUCCACAAAACAUGCAUUGACAAGUGGCUGGGGAUCCAGAAUACAUGCCCCAUUUGCAAUCAACCAUACGUCUUGCAAACAGUUUAG